UAGAAGCAGAAGCAGAAAACAGCAACCCUCGCCCCCACCUCCCCAUCUCUUACUCUCCACCCCUGACCUCCCGCGGAGACCCCAGGCUACAGCAUCAAUAUUUGAUCAGCCCUUUGCCAGCGCGCUGCCAGCACCCCCGGCCGGCAGAGCUCACCAGGCUUCGCCAGCGCUGCGCUGAAACCCGCGUCUAGCCCAGCGCCGGGCUUUGGGAGAACCGCCUCUGGGCUCGCCCAGUGCCAAGGGUAGCUGUGCUUCGGGGCCCGGGAGGGUGCACGGCGCCCAUCAUGCGUGGCUGCCCGCGGCUCGCGCUGCUCUGCGUUCUGUUCUGGCUCCUGCGGGUGGCCGGGAAGCCCCCCGCACCGGCCCCCUCGCCACGCCGCGCGGACCGCGACCCUGCCAGGGGCGCGGACUUCGAUCACGUCUACAGUGGCGUGGUGAGCCUCAGCACCGAGAACAUCUACUCCUUCAACUACACCAGCCAGCCCGGCCAGGUAACUGCAGUGCGGGUGCACGUGAACAGUUCCUCUGAGAACCUCGACUACCCAGUGCUCGUCGUAGUUCGCCAGCAGAAAGAGGUGCUGUCCUGGCAGGUGCCUCUACCCUUCCAAGGACUAUACCAGAAGAGCUACAACUACCAGCAAGUGAGCCGCACCUUAUGUCCCUCAGAAGCAACCAAUGAGACAGGACCUUUGACACAACUGAUAUUUGUGGAUGUGGCAUCCAUGGCACCACUGGGUGCCCACUACAAACUGCUGGUCACCAAGCUCAAAGACUUCCAGCUCCGAACAAAUGUUGCCUUACACUUCACUGCCAGCCCCUCUCGACCUCAGUAUUUCCUCUACAAAUUUCCUGAAGAUGUGGAGUCAGUUGUCAUUACAGUAGUGUCUGAAAUGGCUUAUCCAUGUUCUGUUGUCUCAGUCCAGAAUAUCAUGUGUCCAGUGUAUGAUCUUGACCACAAUGUGGAGUUUAAUGGUGUCUAUCAGUCUAUGACCAAGAAAGCUGCUAUCACACUACAGAAGAAGGAUUUUCCAGGUGAACAGUUCUUUGUGGUGUUUGUGAUAAAACCCGAAGAUUAUGCCUGUGGAGGAUCAUUCUUCAUCCAGGAAAAGGAAAACCAGACCUGGAAUCUACAACGAACAAAAAACCUUAAAGUGACCAUUGUGCCUUCUGUUAAAGAAUCUGUUUAUGUGAAAUCCAGUCUCUUCAGCAUCUUCAUCUUCUUGUCCUUCUACUUGGGAUGCCUGCUUGUUUUGUUUGUUCACUAUGUGAGGUUUCACAGAAAAGCCUCUGAUGGAAGCUUUGGUUCCAAUGAUGGCUCUGGAAAUAUGGCAGUGUCACAUCCAAUUACUGCCAACACACCUGAAGGGAGCAAUUAUGGGGCAAUAGAUGAAUCAAUCUCCAGCCCAGGGAGGCAGGCAUCCUCCUCUGAUGGUGGGCACCCGUGCCACUCAGACACAGACAGCUCUGUGGAUGAGAGUGACUUCGACACUAUGCCAGACAUUGAGAGUGAUAAAAACAUCAUCCGGACCAAGAUGUUCCUGUACCUGUCAGAUUUAUCCAGGAAGGACAGGAGAAUUGUCAGCAAAAAAUACAAGAUUUAUUUUUGGAACAUCAUCACCAUCGCUGUGUUUUAUGCCCUGCCUGUGAUCCAGCUGGUCAUCACCUACCAGACAGUGGUAAAUGUCACUGGCAACCAGGACAUCUGUUACUACAACUUCCUCUGUGCCCACCCCCUGGGCGUCCUGAGUGCCUUCAACAACAUCCUAAGUAACCUGGGCCACGUCCUUCUGGGCUUUCUCUUCCUGCUAAUAGUCUUGCGCCGAGACAUUCUCCAUCGAAGAGCCCUGGAAGCCAAGGACAUCUUUGCCAUGGAAUAUGGAAUUCCCAAACACUUUGGUCUCUUCUAUGCUAUGGGCAUCGCCUUGAUGAUGGAAGGAGUGCUCAGUGCUUGUUACCAUGUAUGCCCUAAUUACUCCAACUUCCAAUUUGACACCUCCUUCAUGUACAUGAUAGCGGGCCUCUGCAUGCUGAAGCUCUAUCAGACCCGCCACCCAGACAUCAACGCCAGUGCCUACUCUGCCUACGCCUCCUUCGCUGUGGUCAUCACACUCACCGUGCUCGGAGUGGUAUUUGGGAAGAAUGACGUGUGGUUCUGGGUUAUCUUCUCUGCCAUCCAUGUUCUUGCCUCUCUGGCUCUCAGCACACAGAUUUACUACAUGGGCCGAUUCAAGAUAGCAGACCUGGGACUUUUCCGGCGGGCUGCUAUGGUGUGCUACACAGACUGCAUGCAGCAGUGUAGCCGGCCUCUGUACAUGGAUAGAAUGGUGUUGCUGGUCAUGGGAAACCUGGUUAACUGGUCCUUCGCCCUUUUUGGACUGAUCUACAGGCCCAGGGACUUUGCGUCCUACAUGCUGGGCAUCUUCAUCUGCAACCUGCUGCUGUAUCUGGCCUUCUACAUUAUCAUGAAGCUGCGCAGCUCAGAGAGGGUCCUCCCCUUGCCACUGUUCUGCAUUGUGGCCACUGCCGUGGUGUGGGCAGCUGCACUCUACUUCUUCUUCCAGAAUCUCAGCAGCUGGGAGGGAACCCCCGCCGAGUCCCGAGAGAAGAACCGUGAGUGCGUCCUGCUGGAUUUCUUUGAUGACCAUGACAUCUGGCACUUCCUCUCUGCGACUGCUCUGUUUUUCUCAUUCCUGGUGUUAUUGACUCUGGAUGAUGACCUGGAUGUGGUGCGGAGGGACAAGAUCCCUGUCUUCUGAACCCCCCGCUGUGAAGAAGGAGCAAGGGAGCCGUCCACCUUGGUGCUGCCUCGUGCAAACUACGGUGACCACAGCAAACUGACCACUGCCAGUGGCUCUGCUCCACCUCCAGGCAACCAGGACAGUGGCUGGGGGAGGGGAGAGUAAAUCCUCCAGGCGGGUGGGCAGGUGGGCAGAAGGGAGGCCACAGCUAUGGACACAGGCACCGAAAGGCACCUGUCCCCAACUAUCUACAAAGCAGUCAGAAACUAUAUCAGAAGCCAUCCCACCCUCCCACUGAGACCGGCUGGCAGUGCCAAAUUGCUGCUGCACUUCUUUUGCUAGCUGCCACAGGCCCGAGACAGGCCAGCUCCUCGGAUUCCCAGUCAGAAAUGUCAACGUGGCCAUCUGCCAUCUGUGUGACACUUGCUGCUCCAUGUGUCUCAGAGCACCAGCUCACUUUCCUAAGGCCCACAGGGGAAGAGAUUCCUCCAAGAAGAAAGGUGUGGCGGACCCAGCCGGUUCACUCAUCAGCUAGUUGCCACCUCAGAAGGAAGGCACAGUGUUUCUUCCCUGCCCCAGGUCCCUGAUGUCAUUAGUGGACUUGAGGUUGGACUUGGUCCCACACACACACCUCUUCACUGGGUCUUGUGCCUGGGAGCUUACCUGUUCCUCAGUGUUUUCAACUCGUGGAUGUGUGUUGACCUAUCACUCUUGGAAAGGCCCUGUUACUCGGCCGAUUUCAGCUCAGCUGAGACAGAAGGCAAAAUGGCCAGCAGUGCUAAGAGCCCAGUGGCAUCAGAGUCAAGUGGACAGGCCUCACCUGAUGCACACUCAGCCAAGGGAGCAGCAUUUACUGGGCCCUUCUAUCCA
This is a messenger RNA of Ochotona princeps (American pika), 3608 nucleotides long. It is a transcript of the gene SIDT1, whose product is annotated as SID1 transmembrane family member 1. Gene Ontology annotation, cellular component: membrane. Bases 285 to 2756 code for a protein of 823 amino acids. NCBI's taxonomy places the organism in Eukaryota, Metazoa, Chordata, Mammalia, Lagomorpha, Ochotonidae. The transcript is spliced from 25 exons. The record is from RefSeq and is a predicted model, not a curated record.